Messenger RNA from Chelmon rostratus (copperband butterflyfish), 1842 nucleotides. RefSeq names its product tubulin beta-4B chain-like. Gene Ontology annotation, cellular component: cytoplasm; microtubule. Lineage: Eukaryota; Metazoa; Chordata; Actinopteri; Chaetodontiformes; Chaetodontidae. Gene Ontology annotation, molecular function: GTP binding; structural constituent of cytoskeleton; GTPase activity. The record is from RefSeq and is a predicted model, not a curated record. Gene Ontology annotation, biological process: mitotic cell cycle; microtubule cytoskeleton organization. The transcript is spliced from 5 exons. Bases 144 to 1478 code for a protein of 444 amino acids.
CACAUCGCAGCCACAGCUCCUCCGCCAUUCAGCCGGACUGUCGACCGGGCCUGGACCGAGCAGCCGCACGUCAGACCGCCGUCAGCUUCCCCCGUUUCUCCCGCAGUCCUCUGUGAGACCUCCACACCCACCGCAGCGACAACAUGCGCGAGAUAGUGCACCUGCAGGCCGGGCAGUGCGGGAACCAGAUUGGAGCAAAGUUCUGGGAGGUGAUCAGUGACGAGCACGGCAUUGACCCGACAGGAACCUACCAUGGAGACAGCGACCUGCAGCUGGACAGAAUCAAUGUCUACUAUAAUGAGGCUUCAGGUGGGAAGUACGUGCCUAGGGCCAUCUUAGUGGAUCUGGAGCCAGGCACUAUGGACUCUGUCCGCUCCGGGCCCUUCGGGCAGAUCUUCAGACCUGACAACUUCGUCUUUGGCCAGAGUGGAGCCGGUAACAACUGGGCAAAGGGCCACUACACGGAGGGAGCUGAGCUGGUGGACUCUGUUCUGGAUGUAGUGAGGAAGGAGGCUGAGAGCUGCGACUGCCUCCAGGGUUUCCAGCUUACACACUCCCUGGGUGGUGGUACCGGCUCUGGUAUGGGAACUCUGCUCAUCAGCAAGAUCCGCGAGGAGUACCCCGAUCGUAUCAUGAACACCUUCAGUGUGGUGCCCUCUCCUAAGGUGUCAGACACAGUGGUGGAGCCCUACAACGCCACCCUGUCUGUCCACCAGCUGGUGGAGAACACAGACGAGACUUACUGCAUCGACAACGAGGCCCUGUAUGACAUCUGCUUCCGCACCCUCAAGCUCACCACGCCUACAUACGGAGACCUCAACCACCUGGUCUCUGCCACCAUGAGUGGGGUGACAACUUGCCUGCGUUUCCCCGGCCAGCUCAACGCAGACCUCCGCAAACUGGCCGUCAACAUGGUGCCCUUCCCUCGCCUGCACUUCUUCAUGCCCGGCUUCGCCCCGCUCACCAGCAGGGGCAGCCAGCAGUACAGAGCGCUCUCUGUGCCCGAACUCACGCAGCAGAUGUUCGACGCCAAGAACAUGAUGGCCGCCUGCGACCCACGCCACGGCCGCUACCUGACCGUGGCCGCCGUCUUCCGCGGCCGCAUGUCCAUGAAGGAGGUGGACGAGCAGAUGCUGAACGUGCAGAACAAGAACAGCAGCUACUUCGUGGAGUGGAUCCCCAACAACGUCAAGACGGCCGUGUGCGACAUCCCGCCCCGCGGGCUCAAGAUGGCCGCCACCUUCAUCGGCAACAGCACUGCCAUCCAGGAGCUGUUCAAGCGCAUCUCCGAGCAGUUCACCGCUAUGUUCCGCCGCAAGGCCUUCCUCCACUGGUACACCGGCGAGGGUAUGGAUGAGAUGGAGUUCACAGAGGCGGAGAGCAACAUGAACGACUUGGUGUCCGAGUACCAGCAGUACCAGGACGCCACAGCUGAGGAAGGAGAGUUUGAGGAAGAGGGAGAGGAGGAGGUGGCCUAAGGCUAAAAUCAGUCUCACCCGCACUCACUAUAACUACAUCCAACCAUCCAUCCACUUAUUUCACUCCUACUCUGCUCUCGGCCUCUUUCUCUUUUCGUUACAGCUCUCUCCUUCCUCUGUUCUCUUAUUCACGUGUUCUCUCUGUUUGCUUUUCUCUCUGCCUCUCCUCCUCCUCCUUCCAGACAGAGUAGGAUUCACAACACUAAACCGUCAUCUCAGUGCUCUUACACAGGUAGCUAACACAGGUGUGCUGGUGGUCGUUUGUCCGUAGCUUUAUGUUCAUUUAGCAUCAUCAUUCAAACAGUACCUGGGCCAAGUAUUUAAUAAAACUGUUCACCCCACACAAAUUUGAUCACUUGUCUAA